Phytophthora infestans T30-4 is the source of this 513-nucleotide messenger RNA. RefSeq names its product ubiquitin-conjugating enzyme E2, putative. The transcript has 4 exons. NCBI's taxonomy places the organism in Eukaryota, Oomycota, Peronosporomycetes, Peronosporales, Peronosporaceae. Gene Ontology annotation, molecular function: ubiquitin conjugating enzyme activity. Bases 1 to 513 code for a protein of 170 amino acids. Gene Ontology annotation, biological process: ubiquitin-dependent protein catabolic process; protein polyubiquitination. The record is from RefSeq and is a predicted model, not a curated record.
AUGGCGGGCGCGACGGACUACGCGAAGGAGCUUCUGCGGAGGCAGUUUCUAGAAAUGAGUCGUAACCCGCCUGAGGGCGUAUCUGUGGGCUUGGGUGACGACGAAAACAUUUUCAAUUGGGAGAUCCUGCUGGUUGGUCCGCCUGAUACGCUGUACGAAGGUGGAUUCUUCAAGGCAGUGCUCGAGUUUCCAUCGGACUUUCCCAAUAUGCCGCCCAAGAUGACGUUUAAGUCAGAGAUGUGGCAUCCCAAUGUGUACCCGAACGGCGUGGUAUGCAUCUCGAUCCUUCAUCCUCCUGGAGAGGACCAGUUGAACCAGCAGGAGACAGCGGACGAGCGAUGGCGUCCAAUUCUCGGCGUCGAGUCUAUCCUAGUGUCGGUCAUCUCUAUGCUGUCAGACCCGAACGACGACUCGCCAGCUAAUAUCGACGCAGCGGUGGAGUGGAGAAGCGACAAGGAUGGCUUCAAGAAGCACUGCCGUCGUAUCGUUCGGAAGUCGCAGGAGGAUAUCUAG